Exophiala dermatitidis NIH/UT8656 is the source of this 549-nucleotide messenger RNA. RefSeq lists its product as uncharacterized. The record is from RefSeq and is a predicted model, not a curated record. The transcript has a single exon. NCBI's taxonomy places the organism in Eukaryota, Fungi, Ascomycota, Eurotiomycetes, Chaetothyriales, Herpotrichiellaceae. Bases 1 to 549 code for a protein of 182 amino acids.
AUGUCAGGUUAUUACGGUAGAAGUCCUCGCAGCGAACAAUCCAGCUCUCGAAACCCCGAUCGAGAACGGGAAGGACAGCGCCGUGACGACCACCGUAAGCGUGAGGAAGAGGAACAUGAUCGAGACGAGUACGACCAUGAAACCAGGUAUGAUCCCGAACGAGAACAGAGGCUCAACGAUGCGUACGACAACUUCAAGACCGAAUACGUACGUGAACAGAAAUUUAAGUACCUUUGGUCAGAGGAAGGAGCUUCAGCAGAUGAACGCACCGGAUCGUACGGGGACCGCGCUGGUUGGUCGGACCCGCUGGAACGCACCCUCGAGGACAGAGUGGAUCGACUUGCAUGCAGCGAUGACAAUAGACGCACUAUGGACGCGAACUCAGAGAAUCGCAUCAUCGCCAGGGACUUUGCUUAUGCUGCUGAUGAUCGUCGGAGCAGAACCUAUGAAGACCCACGGCGCUCGUAUACCCCUCGCACCUCUCUAGAUGACGGGGCAUCCCGUGCAUCUGGGUCUUCGAAGGACAAAAAAGGGAAAAGACGAGCUUGA